Phytophthora sojae is the source of this 1332-nucleotide messenger RNA. RefSeq lists its product as hypothetical. Bases 98 to 1300 code for a protein of 400 amino acids. The transcript is spliced from 2 exons. NCBI's taxonomy places the organism in Eukaryota, Oomycota, Peronosporomycetes, Peronosporales, Peronosporaceae. The record is from RefSeq and is a predicted model, not a curated record. Gene Ontology annotation, biological process: regulation of cell cycle.
GGCCGCCACCGUCGUGCACGUGCCGCCGCUCUUCCGCUACCGCUUCACGACCAAAUUCCCGGCCGCCUCGGCCGUCGUGAGGCGCUGGGAGGGCGUGAUGGUCCAGCAGGGGCUGCUGGACGCCAGGCUCUUCUUCUCCCGAGGCUGCGGCUACCCGCUGGCCACGUCCACGAUCAUCAACUACAAUGGCAACGAGACGACGGCCAGGAGGAGGCGCUUCGCGUCCAUGAGCGGCCUGGCGCUGGAGCGGCCGUCGCCGACCCACUACGACUGGCGCGGCACGUCCUACUUCCGCCUGCUGCACGCGACCUGGUCGGCCUGCGACCCGGACCGCGACCGGGAGGACGCGCACCCAGAGCGCGUGCCGUACUCAGCCAACUUCCUGGACGACCCGGAGUUCCGGCAGGGCCGCCACCGACACGUCGUGCGCGGAGACAAGACCCUCGGGCCCAUCAUCUCGAGCAUCCUGCUGUUCGUCAAGCCGCACGAGCUCAAGGACGAGCUCAACCAGAAGUUCCAGGAGAAGCACGCGUGGUGGCUGCAGGACCCGUCGCUCUCGCUCAGCAAGCUGCGGCACCUCAAACGAGAGGCCGUCAUGUGCAGCCAGCGACUGGACCUCGAAGUGGCCACGGUGGCGCUGGCCUGCGUGCUGUUCGAGAAGCUCGUGCUGCAGCACUACAUCACCAAGGUCAACCGCAAGCUCUACAUGGCUGUGUGCUUCCUUCUGGCCGUCAAGUUCAACGAGCCCUGCGCCUCGGACGAGCGCAAGCGCGUGAUCCGGCAGCUUCUGGAGGACAUCGACCGCGCGCACGCCCUCCCUUCCCGAGACGUCCUCACAGCCGAGUUCACAGUGUACGCGCAGCUCUCCUUCAACCUCCACGUCCCGAUCGCUGAAGUGCACCCGCACUUUGUUCGCCUCUUGAAGAUCAUCGAGAGCAACCCGCGCAAGUACCUGGACGACGACGUGUUCACGUCCUACUCGGCGCUGUUGGCGAUGGAAGAGCAGGCAGAGAACCUCGGCAUGGUGUUGUCGGACCCUCUGGAUGGCUUUGACGAGACGACUGACGGCGAGGCACGGCUGAGUGACGACGACGACGAUACAGAGCGCGGCAGCGGCACUGACAACGAUCAGCGAGGACGGAAACGGAAGAACUCGGGCGGAGGAAGCAAGAGCAAGAGCACCGCCGACGACCCAUCAAUGUUCCCGUGGCAGAAUGUGUCCUUCACGCAAUGGUGGCGGAAGCGCCGCAACUCGCGAGAGCGACAUGAGUCGCCGCCUGCCUCACCGCUGGCAAUUUGAGGUCGUACCGCUCACUUAAUUACUUAUCUCAU